Gilbertella persicaria is the source of this 902-nucleotide messenger RNA. RefSeq names its product thioredoxin-like protein. NCBI's taxonomy places the organism in Eukaryota, Fungi, Mucoromycota, Mucoromycetes, Mucorales, Choanephoraceae. The coding region runs from base 27 to 848 and encodes 273 amino acids. Gene Ontology annotation, biological process: regulation of G protein-coupled receptor signaling pathway. The record is from RefSeq and is a predicted model, not a curated record. The transcript is spliced from 3 exons.
UCUUUUUAAAAAAAUAAUUAAUAAAUAUGGAAGACGCACUUUGGGCGCAAAUACAAAAUGCGUCUCUUGAAGACAACGACAAGAAUCGUAUUGAACCAGAAACUGAUUCUGAAGAUGACCAAGAGUUUUCAGAUGAGCCUAUAUCUCACUCCACAAGACAGUCAGGACCCCAGACUGGACCAAAAGGAGUCAAGGCAGAUUAUGAUUAUCACCAACAAAUAAAGCUAGCUUCUGCAGCAAAAGCACGUGCAGAAUACAAUGCACGUAUCUUAGCCAAAGCCCCCACAACCACAACAUAUGCUGAAGAUCAAGAAGAAUUACUGAUAUUAGAGAGCAACCCUCAAUUAGAAGAAGACGAGGAUGAAGCAGUCAUAAGACAAUACCGAGAAAAACGAUUAAGGGAACUCAAGCAAGGAAAUCAUGCUGUUCGUAAACAACACAAGAUGUUUGGUUUUGUGGCCACAAUUGAUGGUGAUAACUAUGCUCAUGAGAUCGAUAAUGAAUGGAAGACAGUACCCGUGAUUGUUCAUAUUUUUGAUGAAAGACUUCAUACCUGCAAGCAAUUGGAUGAUCACCUAAGACAGUUAUGCCAGAAAUAUACCUUGGCCAAAUUUAUUCGUGUGUCUGCAGAAGACCUGGAUUUUGAUCUUGUUGGAUCACCCACUAUUUUGGCUUAUCAGGGUGGCUUAUUAAUAGCCAAUUUGGUAAGAAUCAUUGACCAAGUAGGGUCCCGAUUUGAUGUGGAUGCUAUUGAAGACGUUUUGCUCAGAAAUGGCGCCUUAUCAGAAAAUGAUCUGUAUGAAAUACCCAAGCUAUUAGACGAAGAAGAAGAAGAUGAAGAAGAAUAGAAAUGUCGUCAUAGCUAUACAUAUAUUGCAUAAAAUAACACAAAAAAUAAAAAC